GGAUCAGUGAGAUUUCUCUGCACGAAGUAUGCGAUAGUAUCAGACUAAAGUUGCGCUUUCUACAACUUUUCUUUGAGUUUCUAAAAAGUUUGCCCCUCUCUCGGUUUAUCUUCCAGUGUGAAACAAGUUUGAAGAAUGGUUACUGAGACAGUUAAAGAGGAACCUGUUGGUUGCGAGGCAACCGAGGAACCAUCGAAGAAGGCGUCCAAGAAAGCAGCAAAGGAUGCGGCAAAAGCCGCAAAGAAAGCAGAACAUAAGGCAGCCGCAGCGGAAGCUUCCGGUGCGGCCGAUGCUUCCGUCGAUGAUUCAGGCGUGGAUUAUGCGGCGGAAAGGUAUGGAGUGAUGAAAAUGAUCCAAAGCGUCGAAAGGUACGCCGACCGUUCGUUCGUCGCAGUUUCGGAACUGGCCCAAUGCAAGCGGGAAGCGGUGGUGUGGGUGCGGGGCCGUGUCCAUACGUCCCGGUGCAAAGGCAAACAGUGUUUUUUGGUGCUACGCCAGCAAAGUAGCACCGUACAGUGUUUGCUCGCCGUCAACGAUACUGUCUCGAAGCAGAUGGUCAAAUUUUCUGGCAGCAUUCCGCGCGAAAGUAUCGUCGACCUGAAGGCACGCGUUAUUCCCGUCGAGCAGCGUAUUGAGUCGUGCACGGAGCAGACGCUUGAACUGCACGGUCUCGAGCUGUUCCUGCUUUCGGCUGCCAAGGCGCAGCUUCCGCUACAGAUCGAGGACGCGUCGCGGCCCGAAAAGUCUGACGACCCCGAAGCGUUAAAAAUUCGCGUCAACCAAGACACCCGACUGGACAACCGAGUGCUGGAUCUACGCACCCCCGCCAAUCAAGCCAUAUUUCGGCUGGAGGCGGGCGUUUGCAAGCUCUUUCGCGACGUGCUGACGGCGAAAGGUUUCACGGAGAUACACACGCCGAAAAUCAUCUCCGCUGCCAGCGAAGGUGGCGCAAACGUCUUUACGGUCAGCUACUUUAAAGACUCGGCGUACUUGGCACAAUCGCCCCAGCUGUACAAACAGAUGGCGAUUGCGGCCGAUUUUGACAAAGUGUUUACGGUCGGAGCGGUGUUUCGGGCGGAGGACUCCAACACCCACCGGCAUCUGACGGAGUUCGUUGGAUUGGAUCUGGAAAUGGCGUUCAAGUACCACUACCACGAGGUCCUGGAUACGAUCGGCAACACGUUCACGGAGAUGUUUAAAGGGUUGCGCGAUAAUUACGCGAAAGAGAUUGCCGCCGUCGGUCAGCAGUACAACGUGGAACCGUUUAAGUUUCUGGAACCACCGCUAAAGCUCGAAUUUGCCCAAGCGGUCGCAAUGUUGCGUGAGGCGGGCGUUCAGAUGGAAGACGAGGAGGACUUGUCGACGCCGAGCGAAAAGCUUCUGGGCCGCCUGGUGAAGGCAAAGUAUGACACCGACUUUUACAUGCUCGACAAAUUUCCACUCGCCGUGCGGCCUUUCUACACGAUGCCCGAUCCGACCAACGCCAAGUACUCGAACUCGUACGAUAUGUUUAUGCGCGGCGAGGAGAUCCUUUCCGGGGCCCAACGAAUACACGACCCGGACUAUCUGAUCGAACGCGCGAAGCUGCACGCGAUUGACCUGUCGAAGAUAGCGGCCUACAUCGAUGCAUUCCGGUACGGAUGUCCACCGCAUGCCGGCGGUGGAAUCGGUAUGGAGCGAGUGGUGAUGCUGUACCUCGGGUUGGACAACAUUCGCAAAACAUCCAUGUUCCCGCGCGAUCCGAAACGGCUAACGCCGUAAUCGUCAGAAACGGUUCCCAUAAAUGAACAUCAUGCUUAAAUAAGAAGAAGGAUGCAAGAUCGAGACCGGAACGGGUUAGACCUGACGCACACAUCGAGCACCGACUGACUGGCUGGAGGGGCCUGAGUUUAUUCGACGUAAGAAUGGUGAAACGAAAAUCAACACUACCUUGGGAAUAAAUUAAACAAAAUCUUAU
Anopheles cruzii is the source of this 1957-nucleotide messenger RNA. It is a transcript of the gene AspRS, whose product is annotated as aspartate--tRNA ligase, cytoplasmic. The transcript is spliced from 5 exons. Gene Ontology annotation, molecular function: ATP binding; aspartate-tRNA ligase activity; RNA binding. Gene Ontology annotation, biological process: aspartyl-tRNA aminoacylation. Bases 136 to 1761 code for a protein of 541 amino acids. The record is from RefSeq and is a predicted model, not a curated record. Lineage: Eukaryota; Metazoa; Arthropoda; Insecta; Diptera; Culicidae. Gene Ontology annotation, cellular component: aminoacyl-tRNA synthetase multienzyme complex; cytoplasm; cytosol.